AUGCCUACUGAGACUCUGUCUCAGCUAUUCCGUGCACGUCAAAGACGCAAGUUAUCGAAGGGCGUAAACAGACAGGCUAUCACAUUGCUUAAGAAGUUGAGGGUGGCGAAGAAGAAUUGCCCUUAUGGUGAAAAGCCAACCCCGGUAAAGACCCAUUUGAGAAAUAUGAUCGUUGUUCCUGAAAUGAUAGGGUCUAUCGUGGCUGUCUACAAUGGCAAAAGCUUUAUCAAUGUGGAAAUUAAGCCUGAAAUGAUUGGAUACUAUCUGGGAGAGUUUUCCAUCACCUACAAGCCAGUUAAGCACGGCAAGCCUGGGAUUGGAGCUACUCACUCUUCCAGAUUUAUCCCGCUCAAGUAA
Molecule: messenger RNA, 357 nt
Organism: Babesia microti strain RI
Lineage: Eukaryota; Apicomplexa; Aconoidasida; Piroplasmida; Babesiidae
Product: small subunit ribosomal protein S15e
Exons: 3
Coding region: 1-357 (118 amino acids)
Biological process (GO): translation; ribosomal small subunit assembly
Cellular component (GO): cytosolic small ribosomal subunit; ribosome
Molecular function (GO): structural constituent of ribosome; RNA binding
Source: RefSeq, a predicted model, not a curated record